GUCUAAAAUGUUGCUUAUCAAAAACUUUGAAGAAAACAGGAAUACAGGUUGAACCACUAUUUUUAAGUAACACUUUAACAGGAACAGCAACACGUCUAUAUGCUGCAGAAGCAAAAGUUCAGUUUGAGAGGAAGAAGCCACAUGUUAAUAUUGGAACCAUUGGGCAUGUUGACCAUGGCAAGACUACGCUCACAGCAGCAAUUACAAAGGUCUUAUCCGAAGAGGGAGUUACAAAAUUUCACAAGUAUGAUGACAUUGAUAAAGCACCAGAAGAAAGGAAACGUGGAAUUACAAUUAAUGCUGCACAUGUGGAAUAUGAGACCACAAAUAGACAUUAUGCUCAUACAGACUGUCCAGGACAUGCAGAUUAUAUUAAGAAUAUGAUCACUGGUGCAGCUCAGAUGGAAGGAGCCAUUUUAGUUGUUGCUGCUACGGAUGGACAAAUGCCACAGACAAGGGAACACUUGCUUCUUUCUAAACAGAUUGGUGUGGAUAAGAUAGUUGUCUUCAUAAACAAAGCCGAUGCUGUGGAUGAGGAGAUGCUGGAGCUUGUGGAACUUGAAAUGCGUGAUGUGUUGAAUGAAUAUGGAUAUGAUGGCGAAAACACACCAAUCAUAAGCGGUUCUGCAUUGUCAACACUUGAGGAUAAAAAUGAGGAAAUUGGUAGGAAUUCUAUCUUGAAGCUGUUGGACACUGUUGAUGAAUGGAUUCCUUUACCGCUCCGUGAUGUGGAAAAGCCAUUCAUGAUGCCAGUAGAGAUGGUGUAUUCAAUUCCAGGUCGUGGGACUGUUGUAACAGGAAGAGUUGAACAUGGAGUUGUCAAUAAAGGGGAUGAAGUUGAAUUUGUUGGGCACAAUGCCAAGAUCAAAUCUGUUAUUACUGGCAUUGAAAUGUUUCACAAGAUUUUAGACCAGGGGCAAGCUGGUGAUCAGCUAGGAGUUUUGGUGCGAGGAGUAAAGCGAGAUGAAGUAAGGAGAGGAAUGGUUGUUAGCAAACCUGGCAUUCUUAACCCAAAUAAUCAUUGUGAAGCACAGGUUUAUUUAUUGAAACCUGAAGAAGGUGGCAGACAUAAGCCGUUUAUGACCAAUUUCUCACCUGUGAUGUUCUCUCAUACAUGGGACUGUUCUGCAAGGAUUGUGCUACCUGAUAAUAAAGAAAUGGUGAUGCCAGGAGAAGAUACAAACAUCAUUCUACAACUGAAGAAACCUAUGGUGACUCAGAUAGGACAGCGCUUUACUCUUCGUGAUGGACGCAUCACUCUUGGCACAGGAGUCAUCACAAAAGUUCUACCAAACAUUGAUGUUGAAAUCUAGGUUUUAAUUUCUUGGAUGUGUUCUCAAAGCUGUAAACAAGAACUAAUAAUAUAUUGUGAUGAGGAUUUGCCAGAAGUAUUUCAUGGUUUUAAAACAAUUUAGCUGUGUAGAUCAAUGAGCAGGAAGAAUUAUUAUUAUUCAUUCUAUUAGAGGUCACCCUCCAAUUAAAGACCACUUUUGGAACCGGGGUUUCCAUGGUCUUUAGCAGUUUUUAAGGAAUCUGGUAGCAUGGCAGCACUUCGCUACGUGAAUGCUGUGCUUAAUGACUAUAUUAUUAUUAAUAGCAACUGAAUGGAUUUUGUACGGAAAUUGACCAGCAUGACAGCUUUGUACUACACUGUUUAUGCAAUUAAAUUACUGUCAAUUUCUUGAGCUUUCAUGGGCUAUAAUAGUAAACCACAAGAUAGUAACUUUUUUAAUUUACAGUAUUAUUAUCUAUAUUAAUAAUACUCAAAGAAAAUAACAAAAAAAAUAUGUACAUUAUAUGAAUAUGUGUUCCCACAAAGCCACACACAGUACAAUUUAUGGUAAUCUAGAAAAAUGCAUAUACUGUAGUACAAUAUAAGCUAAUCACCAGUUGAAUCACCAGUUGAUACUACACACCAUGUAAGCAAUGUCUCUCAUUUCUGGUGCUUGUUUAUUAUUAUUAUUAUAAAGGUAGAAAAACUCAGUUUUGAAAUAAAAGAAAAUGAAAGGUAA
This is a messenger RNA of Anneissia japonica, 2012 nucleotides long. RefSeq names its product elongation factor Tu, mitochondrial-like. Gene Ontology annotation, molecular function: translation elongation factor activity; GTP binding; GTPase activity. Gene Ontology annotation, biological process: mitochondrial translational elongation. The record is from RefSeq and is a predicted model, not a curated record. Gene Ontology annotation, cellular component: mitochondrion. Lineage: Eukaryota; Metazoa; Echinodermata; Crinoidea; Comatulida; Comatulidae.